Molecule: messenger RNA, 1455 nt
Organism: Penicillium expansum
Lineage: Eukaryota; Fungi; Ascomycota; Eurotiomycetes; Eurotiales; Aspergillaceae
Exons: 6
Coding region: 1-1455 (484 amino acids)
Biological process (GO): secondary metabolite biosynthetic process
Molecular function (GO): FAD binding; monooxygenase activity
Source: RefSeq, a predicted model, not a curated record
AUGGCAUUUCAUCGUUCUGCCUUACAUGCGGGUUUCCUCGUAUUCGACGGAGUUGAUGUGCUGGAUUUUGCGGGGCCUCUGGAAAUAUUCUCGCAUGUCCAUUACGGUAUGGACUACACAGCGCCCGAUCCGGCCUUCAAACUCACUACAAUCGGUGCUUCCGAUGUAAUCUCGACUAGUGCUGCCGUCAAAAUCAUCCCGGAUGUUUCCGUGGCAUAUGCGCGAUCCAAACUUGAUGAAUUCGACAUUCUGGUUGUUCCUGGCGGACCGCCGUCCAUUGUCUAUGCUCUCGUUAAGAGCAACUCAGAAGUGCUGCAGAUUGUGAAGGACUUUGUGCGCUUACCAUGCGAAGAUAGCAAGCGACCGAGAACCAUCCUCUCCAUCUGCACUGGAGCCCAUUUUCUAGGAGCUUGCGGUUUGCUCAGCGGGCUAAGCGCAACUACACAUCAUUUAUUCCUUGAUGACCUACGAGCAAUCUGUGAGAGGGAGGGUAGGACUGAGGUAGUGCAGGCCAGAGGAAGAUUUGCUAUUGUCAUUGUUGGUGCGGGAAUUGCGGGCCUUGCUGCUGCUAUUGCCUUACGAGAAAAGAGACACCAGAUGACGGUCCUUGAGGCUGCUCCACAGUUCUCUGAUAUUGGAGCGGGUAUCCAGGUCCCACCGAACUCAGUGCAACUUCUCAGGCAACUUGGUGUCUAUGAGCCGAUAUCGAAGCUCGCCACCUGGCCGCGCUCUAUUACACUUAAAAGAUGGGAAAAUGGAGCAAACAUCACCAAGACCCCGUUGUAUCCCCGGAUGGACGAAGUACAUGGCUACCCUUACUUCCUAAUUCACCGAGGAGACCUGCACAAGGUACUCCUGGACCGCGCUUACGAGGUGGGCGCAGAAAUUAAGGUCGAUGCCUUCGUCUCCGAGGUCAACGAAUCGGCUUCUUCGGUCAUACUUAAGGACGGUACCGUUCAUAGGGCGGAUUUGCUGAUUGGUGCAGACGGAAUCAAGUCGAAGGUCCGAAAGGCAGUGGUCACGGAUCGAGACGUGGAGAUCAUCCAGGACCCGAACUGCGCGUACCGGACAUUGAUUCCGGGCGAACUGCUGGAUCGGACCCGACGGCCACAUCAUGGCGUAUCCCAUUUGCAACGGAGCCUUAUAAAUUUCGUCAUGUGUCAUCCUGGUUCGGUGCCCGUUGGGCAACCUAACGGGCGAGCGAGCAUAGAUGACAUGAACGAAAGAUACAAAACAUGGGAUCCGGUUAUCUGCAAACUCAUCGCACUUGUCCCGCAGUGUCUGAAAUGGCGGAAUGCUGAGAUUGAGAAGCUCGAGACUUGGGUGGCAAAGUCCGGAAAGGUGGUGCUGAUCGGGGAUUCUAGCCACGCUAUGGUCGCAUAUAUGGGCCAAGGGCCGCCAUGGCCGUGGAAGACGCGGUUACACUUGGUGAAUGCCUGGACCAUGUUUCCGUAA